This is a messenger RNA of Symbiodinium sp. CCMP2592, 1254 nucleotides long. The record is from the annotation of a GenBank genome assembly. NCBI's taxonomy places the organism in Eukaryota, Dinophyceae, Suessiales, Symbiodiniaceae.
AUGCACGCGCUGAAGGUCAAAGAGGACCGCGAGAUCAAGCAGGCGAAUGCGAAAGCAAACGUGUUCACUGGCUACCAAGGCACUGAGAUCCCGAAGAAGACCGAGCGCGACGCGAAGUUCAAGAUCGGAGAGUUGAUGGAAGUCGUGGGAGUCAAGAGCAAAACAGAUUACAAUGGCAAGAUUGUUCGCGUGUUGCAGUACCACCCAGAGGCGGACAGAUAUGAAGUAAAGUUCGAAGGCGGAAGAUAUGAUUCAGUCGUCGUCAAGCUGAAAGAAGAGAACCUCAUGUAUUCUGCAAUGCAAGAAAAGGAAGUCCAAGAAACAAAGGACAUGCCGGAAGGUGAGAUCCCCAACGGCACGAAGGUUGAAGUUCGUGGCCUGCAAAGCGAGACUGCGAAAUGGAUGAACGGGCUGAAGGCGAUAGUCGUCUGCUGGGACAAGGAUUCGGAAAGGUAUGAGGUUCGGCUGAGUCUCAACAAUGACAUCAAGAAGGUCAAGCCGCCAAACCUUCGACUGGAAGUUCCAGAGGGCUGGCAGGAGCAUUGGGAUGAUCACUUAGGUCGCCACUACUACGUCAACCAGACCACUCAGAAAGUGACAUGGAAGCACCCGACCGUCACGAAUCAACGUGCGAAGUUCGGGCAGGUCAAAGAGAAGCUAGAUCCAGACUUGGACGACGUGGAGAUUGACCACGAGCGAAAGCAUUACGAGGUGGAUGAGCAGGAAGAGAUGGAAGGGCAGUUUGACCUCCAAGCUUUGGUGAAGAAGGUGGAGGAGCAGGAGGAGAGGCGAGAGAAGGCAGAAGAAGCAGGACAGGAUGUUGACAGCGAUGACGGGCUGCACGACAUGAAGAAGCCCAAGAAGAAGAAGGCCAAGAAGGAGAAGGUCACGCCGGAAGGCAUCAUUGAAAAGGCACUGUUGCUCAUUGAGCACACCUUCGUAGCAAGGGAGUCCAUCAAGAAGGACUACUCGCGACUUGACGGAAACUUCUGUGCUAGGGACAUGGACCCGCUCAUCAAGCAGUGGGAGGCCUUGGAGCACUUCUCCGAAGCCCCGGACUCUCUGUGCAAAGAAACGUUCGAGGUGAUGCUUGCUCUGAUACAGAGGGGAGCAGAGCUUCUGAAAGAGUUGUCACAGAAUCGGCUACAGCUGACUGAGCUGAACAAGAUAAUGACUCGAGUUACCACGAUUGAGAAGAGGGAAGAUUUGUUUGAAGACGCCAAGUGGGUGCACUCGUUCAUGAAAACGCUCUGA